GCACAAAUUCUGAUUCCCGCUCGUUUUUCCCCCCCUCAACCAAAAUUCCCCAAAUCUCAAAUACCUAAUUUUUGAACCAAAAAUCCCCAUCUCUCUCUCGCGACUGUGAGCACGGCAGAUGAUGGCGUCGAGCGACGGGGUUAAGGAGCCUCACUCUUUUGUUUCUCACUCCAUUAGCUUUCCCUCUGCUGCUCUCAUUCUAGUGGUGAAUGAGCUGCUCAGGGACCACCGCAGCCAUUAAUAGCAGGCUCGAAGCUUUCAGCUUCAAGAACAUCGGUCCGCUCAGAUUCGCAUGAUUGAAGAGACUCUCCGAUUCGCCGGUGUUCCUGGACAUUCUUAUAUUUUGCAAUUGUUUUGUUGAAUCCACGAUGGAAUGAGAAGGUGAUUACAUCUGUGGCGGGUGGAUUUUGCUGCAUUCGUUCUUGGCGCAGAAUCCCUUGGACUUUGCCUGUUGAAGCCCUAGUUUUUCCUCUUUGUGCUGAAAAGGGGUUACUAGAGAACAUGGACAAGGAUAGAAUCAAAAGGCUCGUAAGGUUGAAACCUCCAACUGAAGUUUGAAGCGGAAUCUUCUCACCCCCCUCUUAUCUAUUGAAAGAGGACAGUUGGGUCAAGGCUGUGUAUCAUUUUUGCAUCUCAUGGUGGAAUGAGAGAUUUGUUUGGUAGUUCUCAUGAUGCAUCUGGUGGAAAUGUUGUUCUAGCAAGACCUAACCUUGAUAGGAUCAGGCAUGAAGCAACUGAUAGUGGCCGUGGGAGGCAUAUCCUAGUCAGAAGGCAACCAUUUUCUCCCGAAGAAGGAUUUAACGAGCCAUUUGUUGGAAGGCACUUUGAUGACUACUACUUUUAUGACGACAGUUCACAUGGGAUAAAACGACCAUUUUUCGUGAUAAACCAUGAUCCUGAUUACAUGGAGCCUAGCAGACUUAGACCUCGAUUAGAUUAUUCUGAUCUAGCAGCUCACGUACAUCGCUAUCAAGAUUCUUUUGGAGCUGGCAGUAGUCUCUACUCAUACGAUUAUUAUGGCUCUGAUUAUGGUGAAGACUCAUAUUCAUCUUUUUAUGGGAAUGAUCACCCAUAUGGAGGUGGCUAUUACUACUAGAUUUGAGAGGCUUUGGUGGACCAGGGAUGGUGGGAUGGACAUCACUCAAUGGUGGAUUGAGGACAUCACUGUAAUAUUACUUAUUGUGGAAUGCAGUCGUGUAAAGAUUAUGGCUAACUUUUGUUUUUGUAACCCACGGAAGAAUUAUAACGAAAACUUUUGUUUUUGAUUUACGCUAUUUAGAUUUGUGAACAACAUUAUGUAUGUAUUAUGCAACAUUAUGUAGUAAGAUAAUUUUGCUGAUGUUUUAUAAUGAAUGGAAGAAUAUUUUAAUUAUGGAUGAAUUUUUAUUUAUA
Camellia sinensis is the source of this 1392-nucleotide messenger RNA. The record is from RefSeq and is a predicted model, not a curated record. NCBI's taxonomy places the organism in Eukaryota, Viridiplantae, Streptophyta, Magnoliopsida, Ericales, Theaceae.